UCACAUGACACAACAACGUUCGAAACCGAAAGGAGGAACAGUCGUUCUAUAAGGGGAGUGUUUGUUUGGAAGAGUGCUUCUUGAAGGGCUGUGCCAAACAAGUCUGUGACUCAUUGCAUUACAGUUUAAUUACAGGGGAUUAUUGUUUUGUGUUUAUUCAUUUUAUAUAGGGUGUGAGAUGUCUCACAUUCAGUACGCUCCGUUCUCAAGCGCAGUGGACCCUGGAUUUUGGCAAAUAUUGACGGAAAAGAAACUCAAUGAGUUUGGUCUUGAUGAGAGUCAUCAAACAAUCAAUGGCUUCUAUUCAAAUGGAAAUGCUCAGGGAAUUCCUCCACAAAUGACGGUAGACUAUGCAGCCUUCAACAGAGAAUGGAAGCCACCACCGAGGAGUUUCCCUGUGUGUGGAACACUGUGCAACACAAACACCAUAGAAAAGUUCCGGGAAAUGGACAAGAAGCAACUCCUGAGCGGUGUGGGACAGGAAUUGUGGGAAGACAUCACAAGUGGCAAAGUUUUGGAGCACCCAGAAAAGUUGUGCAGAUUUGUCCUCCUGACCUUUUCAGAUUUAAAGAAGUAUCAUUACUAUUACUGGUUUGCAUUUCCUGCACUCAAGUUCCCAGAGAAGUCGGUCUAUUCGGAGCCUCCUCGGGCACUUCAGGAGGUUCUACCACCGGAAAAGUUAUCCGCUCUCGCUGAAGCGUACGACAGUUACCAGUCUAGUCGGUCGACGUAUGCGACAUUCUUUGUGGUCAGUGACGACGGGAACGGGCCAAUCAUUGCAGACUUCAAGGAGCUGGACAAGCUGGUCUCUUCCCCAGAGAAUGUCAUGGUGGGUGUGUGUGACCCCAGUGCUGUUCAAGGCUACCCUGGCUGGCCUGUGAGAAACCUCCUCAGUUUCUUGACUUACAGAUACACGGGAAAAGUACAAUCUAUCAAAGUGUUGAUGGUCAGGGACCGGACUCACGACGGCGUCCGGGACUUCGGGCAGAGUGUUGUGGCAAGCAUUGCGAUCCCCGCCCUGGAAAAAGAGGAUAUUUUAAUUCUGCCAGAGUGUGUUGGAUGGGAGAAGAACGAACGGUCCAAGAUGGGCCCCAGGAUGGUGAACCUGAGCAGCUCCAUGGACCCCACCAGACUAGCGGAGUCGGCUGUUGACCUCAAUCUGAGGUUGAUGAGAUGGAGACUUUUGCCCGACCUGGAACUGGACAAAAUUGGGUCAACUCGCUGCCUGGUGUUAGGGUCUGGUACCCUGGGCUGUAAUGUGGCUCGCUUGUUGAUGAGCUGGGGCAUCCGACACAUCACGAUGGUGGACAACUCCAAAGUCUCUUACUCCAACCCCGUGCGACAGACGCUCUUCACGUUCCAGGACUGCAUCAACGGAGGUCAGCCCAAGGCCAAGGCCGCAGCCGCCUCGCUCAGGAACAUCUUCCCGGGCAUGCAAUCCGAAGGAAUCAGUCUGUCUAUCCCCAUGCCAGGACACGCUAUAACAGAUUCUGUCCUAGAGCAGACGAAAGAGGACGUGAAAAAGCUGGAGUCUCUGAUUGACGCCCACGACGCCGUGUUCCUGUUGAUGGACACACGAGAGAGCCGCUGGCUGCCCACCGUCGUUGCUGCCGCCAAGAGAAAAAUUGUUAUCAACGCUGCUCUUGGCUUUGACACGUUCUUGGUUCUUCGCCACGGUGUCAGGGCUGACGACGGACCCAGAAAAAGGGAAGGGGCGUCGGCCAUUCCCCUCGGCAGGAUACGCGGCUGUGAGCUGGGCUGUUACUUUUGCAACGACGUUGUGGCUCCUGGCAAUUCCACUCGGGACCGGACUCUGGACCAGCAGUGUACCGUGACGCGGCCGGGCAUCUCGAUGGUGGCUUCAGCGCUGGCAGUCGAACUUCUGGUCUCUGUCCUGCAGCAUCCUCUCGGGUCGGAUGCAGAAGCUGACACCAGUGCCAACGAGGACCACCUUGUGAGGGACGCAGAAUGUUCUCUAGGCAUCGUGCCACACCAGAUCCGAGGUUUCCUGGCGAGAUUCCAUCAGAUUCUGCCUGCCAGCCGGGCGUUUGACAUGUGUACAGCCUGCAGUGAUGUGGUUCUAAACAAGUAUAAGACAGAAGGGUUUGACUUCCUGCUACGAGCUUUUAACGAGCCAGGUUUUCUGGAGGACCUGACAGGACUUACGGCCAUGCAAGACGCCACGGACGAUGCAGAGGUGUGGGGUCUCAGUGACGACGAGGAAUUCAGCAGUGGGCCAGGAAGUAUGGACAUGGACACGUGAAAGUGGCACAGGGUGGAGGGUUCGAUUCCAGUGGAGGAAAGAGGGUGCUGCUGCUGGCCAUGAGUCAUGAGGAAUUGUGUUUUUAUCAUAAUUUGUGUCACGACGCAGUGAAAUCAGGCUCUCGUCAAUUUUUGGGCGAGUAGAUCCAGAGAUAUUGGUAUCAGUCGAAAGUUUGUUCUUUUGUCUUGCUUUUGAUGGAAAAAAA
This is a messenger RNA of Aplysia californica (California sea hare), 2468 nucleotides long. Its product is annotated as ubiquitin-like modifier-activating enzyme ATG7. Gene Ontology annotation, molecular function: Atg12 activating enzyme activity; Atg8 activating enzyme activity. Gene Ontology annotation, biological process: autophagosome assembly; C-terminal protein lipidation; piecemeal microautophagy of the nucleus. The record is from RefSeq and is a predicted model, not a curated record. Lineage: Eukaryota; Metazoa; Mollusca; Gastropoda; Aplysiida; Aplysiidae. The transcript is spliced from 19 exons. Gene Ontology annotation, cellular component: cytoplasm; phagophore assembly site. The coding region runs from base 179 to 2263 and encodes 694 amino acids.